Messenger RNA from Paracoccidioides brasiliensis Pb18, 1047 nucleotides. RefSeq names its product tyrosine protein phosphatase YVH1. Gene Ontology annotation, molecular function: protein tyrosine/serine/threonine phosphatase activity. The record is from RefSeq and is a predicted model, not a curated record. Gene Ontology annotation, cellular component: nucleus. Gene Ontology annotation, biological process: protein dephosphorylation. Bases 1 to 1047 code for a protein of 348 amino acids. The transcript has 3 exons.
AUGGCGCUGAGCAAUAAAAGCGCUCUGAAAAAAGCAAACAUAUCACACAUUGUGUCUGUUCUUCGUUUCAAUCCAAAUGAGGAGCGAUUUGAGUCGUUUGAACAUCUACAGGUCUCUGUGGACGAUGUAAGCGACGAAGAUCUAUUGGAGUAUUUCCCUUCCACAAAUGCCUUUAUCAAAUCAGGCCUCGAGGGCGGGGGCGGUGUUCUAGUGCAUUGCGCAAUGGGCAAGUCUCGGUCUGCAGCUGUCUGUAUUGCAUUUCUGCUUCACCGAGAACCAGGUGCAAUAACUCCCUCAGAGGCUCUUGCACUAAUUCGUAGAUCAAGGCCAAUGUGUGAGCCAAAUGAUGGGUUCACAGAGCAACUGGAACUCUAUUUUAAAAUGGGAUGCCCAGAAAACGUCACUGACCACCCCUUAUAUAAACGAUGGAUAUAUGAACGUGCUGUUGAAGAGAGUGUUGCUUGUGGCCGUGCUCCUGAAAUUGACCUUGUUCGAUUUGAGGAUGAGCAGCCGGAGAAUAGCAAUAGUAAUGAAGCCGACGAUCAAUUAACUGAAAUAAAGUGCAGAAAAUGCCGACGCAAGCUGGCCACCAUGCCUUUCAUAAUUCCUCACACCCCGGAAAAUGAGAAGAAGUUGCCGAGAGGUCAUUCUACACCUGAUGGACCGUGUGCGCAUAUAUUUUUGCAUCCAUUAACAUGGAUGCGACCCUCCCUCUUCCCUGAACAGGAUUCUUCCUCUUCAGUGUUGGGCCAACAUGAAUACAGCCAUUCUCCCGAAGCACCGCUCUCCGGACGUCUAACGUGCCCUAAUUCAGCAUGCAGCACUAAUAUUGGCAAAUUCGCAUGGCAAGGCAUGAAGUGUAGCUGCGGGAACUGGGUUGUGCCCGCAAUCGGCCUGGCGCGGGCGAGAGUGGAUGUCGUGGACAGCAGUGUGAGAAGAGCAACAAUGGGCACCGCAGCUGAUAUAAGGUUUCCUGCUAGUUUGGGAGUGGCUGAAGGAGAAGCAUCAGUGGCAGAGAAUUCUGUUGUGAAGAAAGGUCUUUUGUGA